This is a messenger RNA of Plenodomus lingam JN3, 1599 nucleotides long. RefSeq lists its product as uncharacterized. NCBI's taxonomy places the organism in Eukaryota, Fungi, Ascomycota, Dothideomycetes, Pleosporales, Leptosphaeriaceae. The record is from RefSeq and is a predicted model, not a curated record.
AUGCCCCCGGCCAAUCCGCAGGUCCGACUUCCCCGUCAGCCCCGAAUGCGAACCACGCAUCAGCGGCGAGAUAUUGUGUCCUGUGUACCAUGGACAAGGUACGAGGUACGGGGUGAAAUGGUUUCAAAGUCCCUAUACGUGCUUAUUGCUGUCGGACCGUUCCUGCAUGGCGCUGUUGAGAUUGCGGAGUUGUGGGUGGGUGGUGUGGUGGUUGUUUUAAUGGGAUGGUUGGUGUUGAGGUUAGGCAUGGGUAUUAGUGUUGCCAUGACGCCUGCAUCAACGUCGCGGUCUAUCGGAACCAGGUUAACAAUAGAUGGCGACUCCCCGUUCCUAUCUCCACCAAUUGCCAUGUCUGCUACAAGUCUUUACGAGGGCGUAAUUGCAUCCGCCUGUUCGCCAAGCCCAGCACGUCCCGCCAGUUCCACACAACUUGGACGGCCAGUCAAGGAGCCGUAUAACAGGAGAGGCACUUUCGUCAUGGUAAAAUGCAAUUCUCUCCUCGCUCUUUCAGCCUUCAGUCUGGGUACGCUGGCACACCCAACUACCAAACACACUGACGAUCUUCGUUUCUGUUCCUUUGAAGAGCGCAAUAUAUUUGCCCGCCAUGAGCUCACAACGCGUGCCACCAUCCGCCCAACCAAAACCUGGAACCCUCCUGCCAACAUGGUCAAGGCCCUCGACCAGGUCUGGGAAACCGCCACCCUCAAAGAAAACCCCGGCGUCCUCGGCAACAAAAACUGGAUCUUCGACAAAAUAAUGGCCAACAACGGCAAAAUAAACUACUGCGUCUGGUGGAACCAUGCCGGCAAAAGCACGCCCGAGGUGCGCGCAAAGAUUGAAAAAGCACUCCAAAACUCGCUUCGGAAAUGGACGGACGUGCUCGUCGGCUUUGAAGGGUUUCCCUUUACCACCCUCGACGUAAAGGUUACACGCUACGCCGUUCAGGACCGCAGCGUCCUCGAAGGCGACAUGAGCGGGCUUGAGAUCCAUCAGGGUCCCGUUGACCCUAGAGGCUGGCCUGACUGUGAUCUCCGCUGCUACCGUGCUGAGCACCUCGACGGCGAUUAUAGCGAGUGUCCUGGCGGGGCUAAGAACAGGUACGACAUGAUGUUUUGGAUUGAAGACAGUCUUGGAGCAAGGCUCGGAGGCUCCGGGCUCGAUUGGGGCCAAGAGCUUGGUCCCGACUACGUGCUUAAGAAUUUGGAGAAUCCGGACAUGCAUAUUCUGGACCAUGAGGUUGGGCAUAGUUGGGGACUGCAGGAUUUUUAUACUUGGUUACCCGAAGGGCAGGAGAGUUUCCUGAUGAAUGCGGGUAGUGCGACGGAGAUUACAGAGUUUGAUGCGUGGAUGUUGAGGGAUUGGUGGAGGAGAUUGAAGCCGAUUCGUGGCUGGGAUUCAAAACUUUCGAUAUUCCAGGUCGCUGGGUUCUACUUCUGUACAUCCCAAACCCCAAAGGCCAACCCUCCAGACACACGUAACGACACGGCCCAACCGGCCAAUUCUCCUCGCAUUGCAGAGUCUUUCAUAUUCACAGACUCGCGCGUUAUUGCACAGAAGCGUAUAUGUGAGAUUUUGGAACAGGGGGUUAUUGAGACUUGA